UUAAAACGGACGAGAAUGAAUUAAUUUACAUCGGAGGAUAAAUUAAAUAAUAAUAAGAACAGAAGUUUUUGAAAAAUAUAAUUAAUUUGUUCGAAUAAAAAAAUAAAAUUGAAGACGUUUAUCAACGUAAUAAAAUAUCAAUAGACACAAUGAUGGCACUGGACGGUAAAACAAUAAAAGAAGAAAUCCCCGAUAAAGAUGCAUAUGAUGCCCGCAAAGUCAAAGGAAACAAAGAACAAUGUCGAACGCCAGAUUCACCGGAAGGCGCACGUGUUGUGACGCCACGAUCGCCGCAGCAGCAACGCACAAGUCGGAAUGGAUGCAGUUCACCUGUGAGGAAUGGCAGUGCGGGAUCUAUCACACCGCCUCCGCCAGCGACGCCCCUUUCUCUUACAACCACCAACACAAAUAACACAACAAGCAACAGUAAUAGCAGUAGUUCCGAUGCCAGUCGACUACUGAAAAUUCGGAGGUUUUUGGGAGCUCUUGUGCAGUUUGGACAGGACACAAAUGCCGAUAUUGGGGAUCGGGUUAGAUCGUUAGUGCUGUCAUUAGCGAGUGGCGGUCUCUCAAUCGACGACUUCCAAAUUGCCGUACAAGAAGCGACAAAUUUCCCGUUGAGGACGAACGUUGCGCCAUUCCUGCGAUCUCACAUCCCAUUGUUACAAAGAGAAAUUACCACGUUAGCACGAGCCAAUAAACAAUCGCCCGUUCAAUAUGUGCGAGCAAACGAAUCCAGCGUACUCGAUAUUGUCCAUAAUCCGAGUGAACAUGCCGAGAUUUUUCUGCCGAACGAAGGUGGAAGUUUUACUUCGGUGGGAAGCGGUUCCACAAACAAUGGAUUAUCGUUAAAACGGAGGGCGUCUGAUGCAAUUUACGAUAUUCCUUCGAAUGGCGGCUCGCACGACUGGAGCGAUUAUUCGUUCCUCUCGAAGCGUUCGGCUCAUCAAUCUUUGUUGCUUGGUGCGACGCCGCAUCUUCAUCCAGGUCACGCUCUAAUUUUUGACUAUCAAAACGGAUUGCAAGCACAUGCCGAAAGUCUUCAUGGUGGCAGUCAGAGAGGCGCGAAUGACGAACGUGAUUUUCGUUCGUCGGAAACACGCGAUUCCAGUAGAAUAGCGAGACCUGCGGCAAGUGCUGGAGCUCAAGGUCCCGGCGGAGAUGAGGAUUGGCGAAAUAUUCAUUCGAUGUUGGCUUGCAUUUCGGGCAUGGUUGAAAAAACCAAACGAGCGAUAUCGAUAUUGCAGCAACGAGGUGUUGAACCGCAUCCGCAAGAGACUACGGUGACAGACAUGCGACGACAGACAGAGGAAAAAAUUGCGGAAUUUAGGAGGAAUGCUGAGGAUGCAGUGAAUCAAGUAAAACGACAAGCCGUCAUUGAAAUCCAACGAGCAGUUGCCUCAGCGGAAAAUCGAGCACUCGAAAUGAUCGCAGCAGAACGUCUGAAAAUGGAAAAAAUGUUCAUCGAGUUCAACCGAAAUAACAAUGAACCCGACACAGAUCGUCAAUCGCCACCCCAACAAACCGGACACAAUGAUGUAAUUUUACAGGCGUGCUGGAAUUGCGGAAGAAAAGCACGGGAAACGUGCGCGGGAUGCAAAUUAGUUCGGUAUUGCGGAAUUUAUUGCCAGCAAAAGGAUUGGGAGCAACAUCAUAAGCACAUUUGCAUCUCCUUGCGACAAGCAGAAUCACUCCAAGAAUCCUCGUCUGCCAUAUCGAGACCGCCCACAGCGCACUCGGCAUCCUUAAGCAACGGUCUCAGCUCUCCACCAAAAUGACGAACUAAAAUUUUAAAG
Culicoides brevitarsis is the source of this 1796-nucleotide messenger RNA. RefSeq names its product protein CBFA2T3 (gene nvy). The transcript is spliced from 9 exons. Gene Ontology annotation, molecular function: transcription corepressor activity. Bases 150 to 1778 code for a protein of 542 amino acids. The record is from RefSeq and is a predicted model, not a curated record. Gene Ontology annotation, cellular component: nucleus. NCBI's taxonomy places the organism in Eukaryota, Metazoa, Arthropoda, Insecta, Diptera, Ceratopogonidae. Gene Ontology annotation, biological process: DNA-templated transcription; negative regulation of DNA-templated transcription.